AUGGACGAACAAAGCAUGCAGAUUUUCGUCCAAGAACAAAUAAAGAAACUUACUACAUUUGGUGGUGCUCGUGAUGAAGAUGUUCUACACUGGUUACAAGAUACUGAAUGUAUAUUUGAUCAAGUACAAUUAAAACCAUCGAAUAAAUAUUUAGCUGUACAAUCGUAUUUAAAAGGUACAGCUGGCACAUGUUUUCGUUUACAUAAAUCAAAUAUCCCUGAUUGGUUUAUGUUUAAAAAAGAAAUUCUCGAACUAUUGAUCGAAGUGCAUCAAAUUCAGACACAGUCUCCGUCAUCACCUUACAUUAGAACAUUACCGUUAUCUACACCGGUAACAAAUAUUGAUCAACAAUCGGAUAUGCUUACUUUAUCCGAACAACCAUCAUCUCAUCAAUCAGUCAAUACUGAAUCAAUUAACAAUUCAAUUGUUGAUAAUAUCCCAAAUGUUAUAUCUUCGACAAUUACAAAUAUUCUACGGUCGUGCUCAUCUACAGUAGCAGUUAAUAAUACUCCUCCACAUGAAGCUGAAUUAAAACAACUCGAAAGUGAUAAAACUAAUUCAUGUUCAUUAAAUGAUAUUCAUGUGGCUAAUGAUGAAUUUAUCUAUGUUAGUGAAUUAGUAAAACUUCAUGCUCAAGUUACUAGUGAUAAUACUGAUAUUAAAAAUCAUACUGUUAACGUUACGUUUUCAACCAAUCGUAUUUACAUUUUACAGAUCGAUUAUACUCCAAAUUCGACACAUUUACGUCUACGUGAAGAAGAAAAAGAAGAAAGAAAAACACAAGUAAACUAA
This is a messenger RNA of Rotaria socialis, 792 nucleotides long. NCBI's taxonomy places the organism in Eukaryota, Metazoa, Rotifera, Eurotatoria, Philodinida, Philodinidae. The record is from the annotation of a GenBank genome assembly.